AGCUCGCCUCACUUAUGGGUCGGAAGCGCUGCGUGGGGGAGACUGUUCCAAGAUGGCGGCGGGUUGCUGCGGGGUGAAGAAGCAGAAACUGUCCAGUUCGCCCCCCUCUGGCUCGGGUGGCGGUGGUGGCGCCUCCUCCUCCUCCCACUGCAGCGGAGAGAGCCAGUGCCGAGCUGGGGAGCUGGGACUAGGAGGCGCCGGCACGCGGCUCAACGGGCUGGGAGGUCUAGCCGGAGGAGGUAGCGGCAGUGGCUGUACCCUCUCUCCCCCCCAGGGCUGCGGCGGCGGCGGCGGGGGGAUUUCCCUGUCGCCACCUCCGAGCUGCGGAGUGGGGACCCUACUUUCUACCCCGGCCGCCGCCACCGCUUCCUCGCCCUCCUUGUCCGCCGCCUCGUCCUCAUCGCCCGGCUCCCGGAAGAUGGUGGUGUCAGCGGAGAUGUGCUGCUUUUGCUUCGAUGUGCUCUACUGUCACCUGUACGGAUACCAGCAGCCCCGGACCCCCCGGUUCACCAACGAGCCCUACCCACUGUUUGUAACAUGGAAGAUCGGUCGAGACAAAAGAUUGCGUGGAUGCAUAGGUACUUUUUCUGCCAUGAAUUUGCAUUCAGGACUCAGGGAGUACACACUUACCAGUGCCCUUAAAGAUAGCCGUUUUCCCCCAAUGACAAGGGAUGAGUUACCACGGCUGUUCUGCUCAGUGUCUCUGCUCACUAACUUUGAAGAUGUCUGUGAUUAUUUGGACUGGGAGGUGGGUGUACAUGGCAUUAGAAUAGAAUUCAUCAAUGAAAAAGGAUCAAAACGCACCGCCACCUACCUACCGGAGGUUGCAAAGGAGCAAGGAUGGGACCAUAUUCAGACCAUAGACUCCUUGCUGAGGAAAGGAGGCUACAAAGCUCCGAUUACUAAUGAAUUCAGGAAAACCAUAAAACUGACCAGGUACCGUAGUGAAAAGAUGACCCUGAGCUAUGCUGAAUACCUUGCUCACCGCCAGCAUCAUCAUUUCCAAAAUGGCAUUGGGCAUCCCCUUCCGCCAUACAACCAUUAUUCCUGACACUGAGCCGCACAACCAGUCACUGGGCCUCUCUGCAGACCUCUUCCCAGGAGACCCUACCCCUUCUUGGUCUAGCUAUCUCUUUUACUGUACCAUUUUAUGAUGAUAGUUUCCGUUGCCAUGAUGAAGCUUGGACAUCGUCUGUUAAGAUCAUCAUGGUAACGGGUAGGAAAAUGGCAUUUGUUAAGAAGAUUCUGUUUUAUUAUUUUAGGUCAUUGAUUUUUUUUUUUUUUGCAGCAUAUAUAACUUCUGGGGUUUUCUUUCCUCGCAAUAUUGCGUAGGAUUUUGCUUUGCUGUCUCAAUCAGGUUUCUGUCUUUCUGUCCUUCUUGCCUUCCUCCCUGUCGUCUCUCCUUCCUCCCUUCUGUCUUCUCUUCCCUCCUUCUUUCAACUGUGGAUGGAAGAAAUUGUGCAGUUUUUAAGGAUUUUAUUUAGGUUUUUCUUUAGUUUUCUUCAGUGAGAUAGAUGAUUUUUGAUAGCUGAGUUUGGGAGCAAUUCAUAUCAAAUUCAGGUAUUUGUAUAGGACUCUGGAAUUUGCCUAAAAUUCAUUUUGCUAUGAGAGCUUAGUGUGUGGAUCUUCACUCCUUGGGUGUGUGUUUUUCCCAUGGUUGAAAUAUAUGAACUUUAGUUCUAGUAUAGAACAUUCGAAAGUCCAUGAUAGGGCUUGUCACAGAGAGUGAGAAACCAUUUAUGCCUAUUUUGCUGGUUAUCAUAGAAGAGAUGGCCUCAUCACUUUAUAAAAUCAACUUGCAAACAAAACUACAACACUGUUUUAAGAAAGUGCCAGCUGCCUUUCAAAUAUGCUACAGAAAUCAUUUUGAAGAGCAACAAAUAUCAGGAAGAGAGCAGAUACAGAAUUUAGUGCCUUUGAGAAGAAUUUACUUAAAUGGAAAGGAGAGAAGUUGGGGCGGGGGGGAAGGCAAUUUAGAGAAAUAUUCUUAUAAAAUUUUAUUGUUUCUAUAUGUGAAACAGCAGAUGAGAACAAAUUCCUUACUCUUAAGUAUUUUUUUAAGGUGAAAAAAAUUUAUUUUGAGCAAUUGACCAAAAAGAGACAUUUGUCUAUGAUAUAUUAAUUUAAAUUCGUUAGCUUUAGGUUUCAAGAAGUCAUGAUUGGCCAGAGGCAAUUCUAGCUACUAUUUAAAGAAAAUAGUAAAGAGAAUCUAGUGAAACAAAAGUUCAUAUAUUGCCAUGAUUUCAGAUUAUGUUUGUCCUGGGGACACUACUGGAGUCUUUCUGCACUACAUACUUCUGAUAGAAACACCUGGACUGUGUUGGUAAGAUGUUAUGUCACACCUAUAAAAAUGGCAUUUAGAGAUGAUAUAGUCGUCAGAACCCAGCCCGUUGGCCAGGCUGGUCUUCUUCCCCUGGUGUAUACAAAGAGAACUUCCUACCAUCAGUAGGAAGUCCGUGUGGACAUCCCCAGGAAAAAUGACAGAUGAUUCUGGAGAAAGAUUACCUUCACUUUACUAUAAUAACUGUGUGUGUGUGUGUGUGUGUGUGUGUGUGCGUGCCCACGCAUGUGUGUGGGUGUGUGGGUGUUUUUCAAACAGGAAACUAUAUGUCAAGUGAGGAAUAGAAGUAUGGUGCAGAAUAUAUAGUCCAAAACUACGAGAUGUCACUGGAUAUCAAAAUGGCAGAGCUUAGGUGACAAGCGACAGACUGCUAGUUCAGAAAUCAAAAACCCUUUUCUAGCUUGCAAGGGAACUGCCUGAAUCCCUUCUGCUUGCCGCUGUGGCAAAGCACACCGCUUUAGUUUUUGAUGAGCAUUCUUAGAAGUUGGUUGGUAUUCCUUCAUCCACAGCCCCCAUUAUUGAAAUAACCAUUUUCAGUUGUGAUGCCUUAACUAAGAAGCCAAUUGUUAGCCUGAAAUGCAAUCUCGGUAGCCGGUUUCACUGAGCAUCGAGAUUAGUCAGAGAAAGCUAGCUGUUGGUCUUUUGAAAGGGAUUUUGAAUCCUUUCGUUUCUACUUGGGAGCAUUUUGGAGCAGAUUAGUCUUUCAGUGUAAAACCAAGUGGCAACCUAAUAGAGACUUAUUUCUUGCCCUUAUAGGGAAACUGAGCACAAGCUGAAUGCUAUUGUCUGCUGCAAAAAAAAAAAAAAAAAAAGGGGGGGGGGUAAAUAAAACAAGCAAACUGAAAAGACAAAAUAGACCAAUAUUGACCCAUCCUAUCCAUCAUCUCAUCAAUUCAGCAGGCUCCUCGUCCUGGGUGAGCUCAUGGUUAGAAGUUGUUGUGUUGUUUUUUUUUUUUAAGAAAAGAUCUAUGACAUACAUAUGUGUGUGUGUAUAUACAUAUACUUACACAUACAUACACACAUAUGUGUGUUUAUGUAUUUAACGGUGCUAAUCAAUCUUGAGCAGGUCACGUGACUGGUCAUGCGGACUCUAAAAUCAUAUCAGAUUUUUUAAAAUUCUUGAUAUAUGCAGAUGUUAUACAGAUUUUUCUUAAACCAGUGUAAUAAUGUUAUACUGAAGAAAUAACCAUCCUGCAGGCUUCAGAGGACGAGGUCAGCAAUAUUUCCCACCAUGGCUUGGGGGAAAAGGAUAGUUUUGUCUCCUUUUGUUUUCAAAUUAAUGCACAGUGCAUUUUUGUCUCUAGCUGUUGACUAAAAAGACUUUGUAGCUUUGUAAAGGGUGUUAUACAAACUGUAAUGGUGUGCUUCAAACAAACAAACGCUAGACCCUUUCACCUCUGUCGUAUACUACAAAGCUGUCAAAUAUGUGGUUUGAAUUCACUUCGAACAUGUUGAAAUAUGUAGCAUGUGUCUUUAACUCAGACGAAGAUUCUGAUUGCACAGGUUGUUUUAGCCAGUUGUGGUUUAUUUGUUCAGAAACACAAAUGUGAAUUGCACUCUUAUCACCAGAAUAUUGUAUAAGUCAGCGAUCUUUAAACAGCUCGGAAGUAAUACUUGAACUUCAUUUGAGUAGCACAAAGUUUACACUGCCCCCCCUUUUAAAUGUUAAUUAGUUCCAUUUCUGUUUUUUGUUUUUAAAUGCAACUGGGUAUUUUUCCUCUUGGAAAACAGUAACGCAUUUUACUUUUUGGUAUGUAGCAAAAGGCUUCCGUUUCUGGAAGGUUUUCUUGUUCUUAAACAAGGUUAGCCAGGUACCAGAUUCUAAAAGAACAAUUGUGCCCCCUCCCCCCCAUUAAGUGGCCUUCUGACUGCACGAGAAUGUGCUACUACCUGCUUCAGUCUCCCCUGCCGCAAGAGGUCGGUGCAUUUGAUGGAGGAAGUGCAAGGCUCGCUCUUCCCCCCCCCCGCCCCCCCCCCCGCCCCCGCCAACCCCCUGUAAAGCAGUUGUAAGAUUUUCAGCGCAGCACACACAGUCCCACCGCCCAGCACACCGGAAGUUUGUAUACUGGCCUCUUUUCAUGUCUUCAAAUGUGCAGGAAAUUUGAAACUGUCAUCUGGAAUAGGGCUCCGUCUCUUAACGUGUGUUAGAUCAAACCAAAGAAGCCCCCAGCCAUGCCCAAAUGCUGCUCUAAAAGCCUGCCUUCCAGUCCUUACAAAAACCUUGCAGGAUUAAAUGUGUUCACUUUUUUAUUUUUGUACAGUUUCUAAGUGAUUUUUGCUAGUGAUGUUAAAUGGAAUUAAGUUUAUUUGAGUGGUGCGAGCACCUCCUCCAUUGAAAUAAACUGGUGACUUUCCUUUUAUUUUUUAAAAGCAGAAACCCAUUGUGUGCCUCUCGAUUUAAGGGUUUCCGAUUACAUUAUUCUUAAGACCAGCAUCGAUCCUUUAUAUACAAAGAUGUGUUUUCCUUGUUUUUUAUUACUGUUUCAGAAGAAAAGAAGCCUUUUAUUUUGCUCUGGACCCAGUAACUGCGCUGGUACAUAGACGCACUGAGAAAAUAAACUUUUGUAACCACCUCUGACUGUUUUUGUAUAUCGAAGUCGAUUACUUUUGAAAUAUUUGGAUCUAGUUUCUAAGUUAUUUUAGUGUUUUAUAUGUUCCCCGAAAUUACUUUGAAUCGGUCACCAGCAUACUGAGUUCUUGGUGAUACAGUGGUGAGACUCGUAACAAGCAAAAGCUACCUGGAGUAGCUCCUUUUCCUUCUUUCCUAGUCCCCUGGUUUUGGAUUACCGUGAGACAUCACAGAUCACCUGACACCCCUCCAGGUAUAAACUAGAUCCUCGUGCCCUCCACAUUUAAUUGCUUAAUAGUUUGAAGAAACUAUUGGAAAUGGGCAUUUUAUAUGACAUGUAUAGCUUGAAAAUAUUAAAACUGAGCGAAAGGAAACUUGAGAAGGUUUACGUGGGUCUGUAAGGUAUGGCUGUGGAAAGAUAUUGUAGUAGUUUUGACACUAUUGUUACUAUCUUUAAAAUCAUUUACCCAAUAAAACGUUAAAACCGA
Felis catus (domestic cat) is the source of this 5398-nucleotide messenger RNA. It is a transcript of the gene AMMECR1, whose product is annotated as AMMECR nuclear protein 1. The transcript is spliced from 6 exons. The record is from RefSeq and is a predicted model, not a curated record. Gene Ontology annotation, cellular component: nucleus. NCBI's taxonomy places the organism in Eukaryota, Metazoa, Chordata, Mammalia, Carnivora, Felidae. Bases 53 to 1051 code for a protein of 332 amino acids.